Bursaphelenchus xylophilus (pine wood nematode) is the source of this 5356-nucleotide messenger RNA. The record is from the annotation of a GenBank genome assembly. NCBI's taxonomy places the organism in Eukaryota, Metazoa, Nematoda, Chromadorea, Rhabditida, Aphelenchoididae.
AUGAUCAAGUAAGUGGGAUGUUUUAUUCCUUUUUACAAUUUAGAAUCCGACAGCCUCCACUUCACUUCGAACCCUUAAAAAGUUCGUUUAAUCUGCGCUGCACCUCACUUUCUUCUCACUUUUUUUAUGUCCACCGAUCGCUUCAUAAACCAUAAAUUUUGUGAGGGAUGUAGAGGGGUUUUUGUCGGGUUUCUGACCUCGUUGAGUAGCCGUUUUUGCCGUCUGGGAAGGACGGAUUCUGCGGGUUUCCAAGGCUCUUCUAACAUAUUCUCCUUCGCCUCUCAUCCCGUCCGUUUUAGUCGUUUUUUGCAACCCCUCCCCGUAUUUUCGCCCGGUUUCCGCGGCGACACCGGAGAUUGCAGAUAACAGUCGAGUUAUGAAAUGGUUUUGUUUUUACGAACGUUCCGGGCUACGAACCGUGAGGCAGGUUAGCGGGAGGUUCGGGCGGAAGCGAGAGUUACAAAACCCAGAUGUUUAUCGCACUGACUCCCCUUUACGAUCCGCGUUGAGAGUAAUCCGCAGAGUAAUCGGUAAACAUAAAAACAUGCUUAAUAACCGCGUGCUUCUCGCGGUUCUUCCAAUUCCGCUCUCGAGUACUUGCGUUCUUCACGCGCUCUUAAGUUGUCUUCAGAUCGGACACGUCAAGAAUUUCCGUUACGUUAUCAGUUUUUGGGUGUAGGGUUCGUUUUUUGAAGGUGGAGAUCAAGUUCAAAAUGAUGUUAGAGCGAGAUUAGACCAAUUUGGAUAGUUAGAUUAAUCAAAACAAGUUUUUUCAAAAUUUUUCUUCGUUUUACCCAAGUUUUAUGCAUGAUAUAAAACUAGUCAUCAUGGUGACAAUGUCCAAAAUUUCCCUGCUCUGUUUACAAACUGAACCCUUCAUUUGCUGCCUGCAAGAAGUUCGUGAUCUCCGAGCCCUGUGUAAUUGAUCCAUUCUUUCAUUUUUGCCGUCUUUCGCACAUUCGGAGGUUUUGGAAAGGGACGAAAAAACAUCCGGAAUAUUUAUUCAGGCCUUCGUUUAUUCCGCCGGACUCUUAACGACGACUUUCUUUGUUGUCUUAUGGCUCCGAAAUGUGACUAAAGUUUUUUAAAGAUCGUCUCUCUUACUGAAUAUCUUGUACAUCGGAUUGAUCCGUAGUGAAAUACGAAACUGAGCGCGUAAAUAAACAAUAGAAUUGGAGGCUGUUUAUCGGCCAUGAUAUCCCCAUGAGUGCUGCAAGUGCAUUUAUAUUGUAAAACCAGCCCACUGUCACUCCAUCGUUUUGUUGUUCCGUAAAAACGGGGACAGUUUCCCAUUUAAUGGUAAUUCUCCGUUUCCCAAAUAUUGUGAAUCAAUGUAAUUUGAGCUGAUUAAUAGAAACUGACUGGGCCUUUGGUAUUUUGUUUUAAUUUUCUUAACGGAGAAAAUAUACGAGCUGUAAGACUUGUGUCUUAUUCAUAAUUUUGACUUGUGUUUUCAAGUCGGUCAAUUUCCCAAUAAAUUUUGAUCACCCUCCCCAAUUCCACAUCACCUGCAAUUAUUCAAAUACCUGUUUGUUGUCGUGCCCACGUCUCAAAUAAUCAUUUUUCGAGGAUUUGCAUUAAAAAGUAAUACCAACUCGAUGUUCGAAUGCCCAUUUUUGUGUACCCUCCAAUUUAAGCGCACAGGCUCGGAAUUAGAAAAGCCGGUAACCGAUAUUUGUGCAGCGAACAUACCUUCGAAUCUUUCUUUUCUUUGCGAGUUUGCGGAUUGAUUUUGAGCCCCGAAUUUGGGCUGGAAGCGGGGAAUGUAAUGAAUGAUGGAGUCUUCGUGAAUUUUAAUCGCGCUAGCUGACGUUUUUCGAAUGAAUGUAUUAAAUUUGUUGGUUCAGUUGUGGCCAAUAUGAGCAAACACUGAAUGGGUCUGAGGAGAUCUCGUCCGGAUUCGAAUUGACAACGUUACAAACGCUGCAAAGGUUAGCUGGUUUAUAAUGUUUUUGAGAGGGGGAUAUCACCGUGUGGAGCUUCGAGUUUCUUGACAGACUUACGCCGGAUUUACGGAGUGGCCUCUGUAAAUUUGAGGUCGCGUUUUGCAGCCUUAGUCACGAUAUUCAAAGAUCUUUUUUGAUGGUUUCCAGAGUCGAAACAUCAGCUUUCCAUAGUUCCAGAGAUGAUAAUUCUGUUUUUAAAACUAUAAUAUUUUGACUCAAUGCGCUUUAUUAAAUAUAUCUAUUAUAUAACCUUCAGAACUCACCCAUGGUACGACUGAGUUCGGCCGUGAUAAACCUGUUUGUGGGGAUUGUCAUUGGUCUCACGAUAGCUGUAUUCAUCCUUCCCAGCACUCGGUCCUCGAUAGAUUAUGGUUACAUUAGGGCGAACCGGUUGGAGAAGCCGUUACAUCGACACGACGCCCAUGAUGAUGAAGAAGUAGACGAUAGUGAUGCUCCCAAGGAGGCGUUGCAUUUCCAUGGCGGAAAUGGCACUGAUCAUCAUCAUGGUAAGAGCUUCACUCUCAUUUCUCACCUUCUUUUGAUUGAAAAGAAAAAUCUAAACUUUUAUUUUACCCUUACCCUCAUUCCACAUGUUUCCUCAUAUUAACAGCAAAUUCGAUGUAAUCGAGAAUUGAGUCACAUAGAGAGGCGCUUUAAAACGAAAGUACCGGCACUUUUACCAUCCUCAACUUGUCUCUAGUGGUUAAAAAUGCGGUCCUUCCGGCUCAAACUCCUACUCGCCGACUCGACAGAGCUUAGAAAACAAAGUAAUAAUUUCACACCCACAACUGAUCAGCUGGAGUGUAGGGGGAGGAAUAAGCUGUCCGUAAACCCAACUAAUGGCCGAAAGUAACUGAAUUAAUUAUUCUUGAGUGGAUAAGAUUUCGAUUUAAAAACGAUUUUGGAAACAUCUUUGAAGCUUGAAAUUACAGUCUCAUGGCUUGGAUUUUGGAUGAAAUGGAUUUUUUUUUCAAGCCGGCCCUCCUCGUUUUCCAUAGUCUCUUAAUAAAAAUAGUUGAAGAAUUUCGAAGACAUCACAAAGCGUCAUCUAAAAUUUCUACGAAUCGCUGAGACCAGACAGAUGACACAUGCAUAAUUUAAGCGUCGUCAGAGACACGCAUUGCUUGUUAUGACAAAACAUUAUUUCAGGAGAAGGUCAAUUAGCGUUGGAGAUCUCAAAAAGAGUUCGGAUAUUCUGCUGGAUUCUGACGGGUAAACAAAAUCACGAAAAAAGAGCCAAACAUGUGAAAGCGACCUGGUCGAGGCGAUGCAAUAAAUUCGUGUUCAUGUCCUCAGCAGAGGACCCUGAUCUACCCGCGAUCAAUUUGAACAUCUCGGAAGGCCGCGAUCAUUUAUGGGCCAAGACAAAAGCCGCGUUCAAAUACAUCCACGAUCGAUAUAUUGUAAGUUGGAUGGGGUCGAAUCGUUAAGGAAGAAUACAGAACACAGAAAAAAAUAGUGAUACGAUUAGAAUAGAUCAAUCUGGGACCUAAAUAGAGACCAAAUGAAAGCAAUAUUGAAGAGAAUGACUUGCCGAUCUGGCCGCUCGCGCCCUCCUUGAACUGACUUCUUAUCCCUCCCAGUCCCGAAUUUAAAUUCCGAAGCCCGCGGAACUUUUUUCUGCUCCCGGAUUUUGUCAUUUGCGUAUUUAACGUCAUCGCGAGAAUGGUUGGAGGCGAAUGGGGGGAGGGAGGGAAGAGAUUAAUUUACCAAAAAAGAGGACGACGCUUAGUGUAAUGUUGAAAUUAUUGCCAAAAGUUGACGCAACCCUAUUUUUAGGACGAAUACGAUUGGUUUCUCAAGGCCGACGACGACACGUACGUCAUCAUGGAGAACCUGCGGUGAGUUUCGCUGGGUGCGGGCUUACUCAGCCCCGCUGGCUUUGUGCUUUUAAGGAGCUGAUAAUGGGCCUUAUCGCUCUCGGGAUUGACGUAACCAACGAGGAGGGGGGAUAUUUUGUUGUGCUCGUAGCUCUCGAAGAAUGCGAUCAUCGUCUUUGGGGAUGAGCCCUAACAUCCACACGGCCGUAUUGUGGAAGAUCUUGUGCAAGGGAUAUCCUUUUUCUGGAAGAUGCCAUCAGAUUCUCGGAGUUUGUAGACUUACGAUAGCAGUGGGGGCAGAGGUCGAUUUCAAAAUACAAUACUUGUUGUUAGAUUUUUUAUAAGAUUAAUGAGAUCUGUGGAUUUCACAUUGAAAAAUAAUCUCCUGGCUAAAAAAAGUUUUUUGCCUGGCCGACUCUCCUCAUUUCACGUGGUCUUUUUUCCAGAUUUAUGCUGAUGUCCCACAAACCGGAGGAGCCCGUUUUCUUCGGUUGCAAGUUCAAGCCCUUUACCAAACAAGGCUACAUGAGUGGAGGAGCCGGUUACGUCCUCUCCCGAGAAGCCUUGAAGACAUUUGUGGCCAAAGCGUUGCCGGAUAAGAAGAAAUGCUCCCCAUCGGAGAGUGGAGCCGAAGAUGCGGAGAUGGGCAAGUGUUUGGAGAAGGUGGGAGUCCGAGCUGGGGAUUCGAGGGAUUCGGAUGGCCAUCAUCGGUUCUUACCGUUCGUGCCGGAGCAUCACUUGGUCCCGGGACAUGUGGACCCUGGCUUCUGGUUCUGGCAAUAUAUUUAUUAUCCUAUGGAUCAGGUAAGACACUUCCGAAUGGGGACUGUCAAUUCACCAUCUCAAAAAAUUUUAAUUGCCUCGGGCAUCUUCUACAAUUGAAGUACGUUGAUUGUGGCUAAGAUCUCGAAAAUUAAAGUUUUAAAAUAUUCACCUUCUUGAAACCAAAAAUUAAUUACCAACGGACUACCCCACAGUGACCGGUUUCGUUAUCAAAUGACGUCAUCUUGGGCGUCACUCUCGUUUAUUUUGAUGAAAUUAUGAAUUUACUUUAUUCCUCCGCCGCCUGUUUCCUGAUUCUUGGAGUUUGAAAAAGAUUAGGGGUUUUGGGAUUACAAAUUUUCUAAGCUUUAAAGCUUAUAGAGGUGACGCUGGGAAGUAAGUACGUAUACGACCGGGUCGUUUGUAGAUACGAAAUAUGGGGCAUACUAAAUUGAAAGGUUGUAAUAUGAAACUGAAACUGCCUUUCCAACAUGAUAAAUGCGAUUUUAGGGGCCUGGCUGUUGUUCCGAUUAUGCCAUUUCUUUCCAUUACGUAUCGCCCGCCUUGAUGUACGUCUUAGAAUACCUGGUCUACCAUCUACGACCAUUUGGACUUGAUCCGACGACAGUCCAAUCCUUUGGUCCCAAAGAGAUGCCGUUGUUGGACAAGGCGUAUCUGAUGUCCAUUCAGAGCAUGGGAGCUGAUGAUGUGUUCAAAAAGACGGACAAGGACCUCAGCUCUUUGUUGACCAAGACCAGCGAGGCCGAGAUCAAGUCCGCCAACAAGCUGAAUACGAAUACCAACAACACAGUAGUCGUUACUAAGUAA